AUGAGCAAUGGCUCCCUUGCAGACAUACUCUUCAAACCUGAAAAACAACUUUGUUGGAAUGAAAGGAUAGAAAUAGCUUGCAAAAUAGCAAAAGGAAUUCUUUAUCUCCAUGAAGAGUGUGAGUCACAAAUCAUUCACUGUGACAUAAAACCCCAAAAUAUACUCAUGGAUGAAUAUAGGUGCCCGAAAAUCUCUGACUUUGGAUUGGUGAAGCUACUAAAACCAGACCAAACCAAUACCAAAACAGCCAUUCGAGGAACAAAGGGGUAUUUUGCACCAGAGUGGCUUCGGAACCAACGAGUGACAACUAAAGUAGAUGUAUACAGUUUCGGAAUUGUGCUAUUGGAGCUUAUAUGUCAUAGAAAGAGUGUUGAUUGGGAUCUUCCUGAAGAAGAGGCUAUUCUUGAGGAAUGGGCAUACUAUUGCUUUGAGGCUCGUGAGUUAAGCAAACUUGUGAGUGGUAAUGAGGUUGACCAAAGACAAUUGGAGAGAAUGGUUAUGGUGGGACUCUGGUGCAUUCUUGAUGAACCAUCUCUUCGCCCUUCGAUGAAGAAGGUUCUACUAAUGUUGGAAGGAACUGUAGAUAUUCCAAUCCCUCCAAGUCCGACUUCUUUUCUUAGUACUAUAUAAAAUGUAUUUGUGUUUUUAUGUUUUUCAUAGGAAAAGUUAUUGAAGGGGAUUUGAGCUGGAUAUGUCCCUCCAUUAAGACAAGGAAGUGUUAGUAUUCAGCUAGUUUUAAGGCUACUGGCAAAAUGUGUUUGUACUAGUAUUCCUUUCUAAACCCAAAUAUGGGACUAUUUGGAAGAAUAAUUUGCAAAAUAUUGUUAAAUUUCUUUUAUGUUAAAUAUAUGUACAUGCCAAUGGCCCUUGGCUCGAUGGCCCUUA
Molecule: messenger RNA, 885 nt
Organism: Quercus robur (English oak)
Lineage: Eukaryota; Viridiplantae; Streptophyta; Magnoliopsida; Fagales; Fagaceae
Product: G-type lectin S-receptor-like serine/threonine-protein kinase LECRK3
Exons: 1
Coding region: 1-630 (209 amino acids)
Biological process (GO): protein phosphorylation
Molecular function (GO): ATP binding; protein kinase activity
Source: RefSeq, a predicted model, not a curated record